Messenger RNA from Papaver somniferum (opium poppy), 1372 nucleotides. RefSeq lists its product as uncharacterized. The coding region runs from base 108 to 626 and encodes 172 amino acids. The transcript has 3 exons. NCBI's taxonomy places the organism in Eukaryota, Viridiplantae, Streptophyta, Magnoliopsida, Ranunculales, Papaveraceae. The record is from RefSeq and is a predicted model, not a curated record.
CUCAAGGAUGAACUAGGGCUACGAGGUCAGGGAAGAAGAAAGCGUCUCUCAAACCAUGUUCUUGUCAAUUUUGUUUCUGUGGAAGUUCAACCAGCGUUUGAAGUAAGAUGAAUCGGUUUCAAGGGAAGAGAGUACCUCAUAAUCCUACCAUCAAACACUUACAAUCUCUGCCAGCAGGGAUAAAAAGGAAAUGUGGAGUUAGAGAGGAUAGGCAACAAGUUCUUCCUGACAUUGAUCCAAAGUAUAUGAAAAGUGGGAUGUUAAUAAGAUCAUUAGAGGAUCCUGAUGUUUUCAAGAGAGCAGGGUUUAGACGGGUUGCCUGGUUAAGACCUGGUCCAGAUCAGCACGUUGCGAACACAGAUGCUUGUGUUCCUUUAGAUGGAAGUGGGAAAUACGGCAACGGGUAUGCUAUCCGUAACACCCAAGGUAAGAUGCUUAAAAUUGGGUUUGGAGGUGGUGUUAGUGAAGAUAGGAACAUUAUUGAAGGUAGACUAGUACCUCUGGCUGAAAUGUUAGGCAUCGAAAACAUGUUGACGAAGAUUGAUCCAGUGGAAUUUCCAAGACUUCUUGUGUGUUGCGAUAACAACCAAGUGAUAAGGUAUCUCAAAGAUGGAAGGAUGAAUUAAAAGAGUUCUAGAAAUGAUUUGAGGGAAGUUUUGGGGCGCAUCAUGGUAUUAAAGGCUCAAAAGUACCCAGGUGAUGAAAGUUUGGUGUUUAUGCCGGUGUUCCGUGAAGGGAAUUUCUUAGCCGACUGGUGCUCCACUCUUGGUUUGAAGUCAGGGAAGUACAAGGACUUUGUCAUUGGGCAGGAGGGGUUUGAUGAGAUGAAGAAUGAAAAAACAGUCAGGUAUUUUAGGAAAAGGGACGCAAAAGGAAAGAAUUAUAUCCGUGACGUUAAAGGAAAGCAGGACAACAAUGCCAUCAAGAAGCAGAAGCCUAAAGGAAAGCAUGAAAACAUUGCCAACAAGAAACAGAAGCCUAAAGCAAAGCAUGGCAACAAUUUCAACAAGAAGCGGAAAAUUUACUAAGGUCAAGGAGCUAGUUUUAUGGGAGUAUUGCCAAUUCACAGGACACGGAGUUUGGAUGUUUGGUUCAUCGGGUUUUUAAGAAGCCAAGCACUUAUGACUGAUCUGGUUACAUAAGUAGAUUAAUUUUGGGGGUAACAUGGAUAUUAGAAUUGAUAGUAGCGUUGAAGUUAGAAGUGGUGACAUGACCUGUAAAUUGAAUAGUGUUGGUGAAAGGUGUAGAAAUGGCUAGAACACCUGAAGAUUGUUACUCUUUUUUGUUCUAAAUCAAUGCUUAGCUUAACUGUAACCAUCUGCUGCACAUUGUGACUUCGACAACCUUUGCAAGAGAUCAUUGUAUAUUUCCC